Molecule: messenger RNA, 2566 nt
Organism: Ictalurus punctatus (channel catfish)
Lineage: Eukaryota; Metazoa; Chordata; Actinopteri; Siluriformes; Ictaluridae
Gene: gpr78b
Product: G protein-coupled receptor 78b
Exons: 3
Coding region: 445-1464 (339 amino acids)
Biological process (GO): adenylate cyclase-activating G protein-coupled receptor signaling pathway
Cellular component (GO): membrane
Molecular function (GO): G protein-coupled receptor activity
Source: RefSeq, a predicted model, not a curated record
UGCAGGACUAAUAGGCCUGUUGCUCUGUGGCCUCCCACGGUGGGUUUGGUGUGUGCGCAUAACCUGAGCACAAGGCGCUCGAGAGCCUGACAGUCACAUUGAGUACUGAGAGAGACACAGAAAGGAGAAGAGUAGGCUAGUCUUGAGAGGACGUACUUAAUGCAGCACCAAAUCAUAGCGAAUCGGUUAUAAUUGUAGUCUAUCAGAAAUGCAUUGAGAUUUACUCGCGACUUUUAGGAGCUUUGGGAAUUAAAACGACACUCGCGCGCGCUUGCGGUUCAGAACGCUGGACAGCGCACUCGUUCGUUCCACUUUUUCUGGAGUUGAUAUAUGUAUUUUCAUAAGAAGACUAAGACGGGCAAAUUCAUGAGGAAUCAUGGACGUUCCGACGUGUUUCCGAUCACCGGGCUUGGGCGCACCUCAACGAGACUUCUGAAGUGAGACAUGGACUUGGCGGAGAUCCUGCUCGCACUUUUCAUCGUCGUGGUCGCGACGGUCUCCUUGUUGUCCAACUUGCUGGUCUUGCUAUGUUUCGCGCACAGCAGCGAGAUACGCAGGCAGGUGCCGGGCAUUUUCACGACGAAUUUGUCCUUUUGCAACUUGCUCAUCACCGUGCUGAACAUGCCGUCCACGCUCGUGGGGAUCGUAAAGGACCAACAGCCUUUCGGGGACUGCCUGUGCCGCGCGGUCAGCUUCCUGGACACGUUCCUGACGGCCAACGCGAUGCUGAGCAUGGCGGCGCUCAGCAUCGACCGCUGGAUCGCCGUGGUCUUCCCGCUGAGCUACUCGAGCAAGAUGCGGUGCCGGGACGCGCUGCUGAUGGUGUGUUACGCGUGGCUCCACUCGCUCGCCUUCUCCGUGGUGGCGCUGCUGCGCUCCUGGCUCGACUACAGCCGCGCGUACGCGUCCUGCACCUUGCGCCUGAACGCCGAGAGCUCCCGCACCGACUUCGCCGCCUUCACCGUGGCCUUCCACGGCGCCAGCUUUAUGCUCUCGCUGCUCGUGUUGUGCGUGACUUACUUAAAAGUGCUCAAAGUCGCACGCUUUCAUUGCAAAAGAAUCGACAUUAUAACCAUGCAGACGCUCUUCUUGCUUGUUGAUAUACACCCAAGCGUUAAACAACGUUGUUUGGCCGAGCAAAAGAGGAGGAAACAGCGCGCGACCAAGAAAAUCAGUAUAUUUAUUGGAUCAUUUAUUAUAUGUUUCGCCCCAUACGUCAUAACCAGGCUGACAGAGCUUCUUCCCUUUGUGGAUAUCAACCGAUACUGGGGCAUCAUCAGCAAGUGUUUAACAUACAGCAAAGCAGCAUCAGAUCCUUUUGCCUAUUCCCUCUUGCGCCAACAGUACAAGAAAGUAUUAGUGACAGUGUCCAAUCGCCUAUUGAAACGUGACUUAUACCCUUCCUCUGGACACAACAGCUCCCUGGAUACAGAAAAUGAUUACUGUCUCCAAAGAAUCAGCUAGUGGCAUUUUCUUUACAAAAAAAAAUCCUGAUGCUUUGAUGUCAAAGUAUAUAGGGAGAGAGACAAAGAGUGGGAACGUGAGAAAUAGAGAGAGAGAGAGAGAGAGAGAGAGAGAGAGAGAGACAGAGAGAGCGUGUUGUAAUGGUUAUCACUUGGAUAUAGCUGAAGAUGCUGACUGUUUGAUGCACACGUAGAUAUAUGCACCAGACAGCAGUGAUAAAAAUGGACAAAGGCAAUAUGUGAUUAACUGGCCAUGUGCUCUGUUCACAACACACACACACACACACACACACACACACACACACACACACACACACACACACUAACACCAAAGACAUCAGAACACGAUAAUUGAACCUCAGCAGACACACCAUCAUCUGCAAUGUCUGUGUUUUCUUUCCCCCAAGAUUUCAAACAUAAUUCAGUGGAAAAUGUCAUGUGAUAUGAUUUACCCUGAACUAUGUGCCAUGCGCACGCACGCUCAGUAUGUUAAUGGAAUUGGUGAACCUCUCAUAAUGGAUAAAAUGUUGUAUAAUCUUUAGAUGUUUCUACUGUUAGGCAGGCUGGUCAUUUAUAUAUUAUGAAAAUGGCUCUCAGUCUUAAUCUAGUGUGAAUUCAUUAUUAAUUCACUCAUUUAUAAACCCAGAUCAGUCACUGGAAAAUACUGCACUUUGUUCUUAUAAAUUAUUUGCUAUUAGUUUCCAAUCAGCCAAAGUUGAAUAUUACACUGUAGUACCUAGAACAGGUUAUAAGUGAAUGUACUAGAUUCUUUUUUACAGCAGCAUAUUAUGUACACUAUGUUGUGUUUUUACAGUUCAACAUAUUGUACAUACUUUGCACAGUAUAAAUUAAUUUAUAAUGUAAAAUCAAUUGUUUUUUCAGUAAGGCAAGUGUGUGGUAUUGGGAGUUAUGAACUAAUGAAAUGAUAAUGAAGUGCUUUAUACAGCCAUAUUUGUGCCAGCUUUGUUAUACCUGUACUGUUUUGUGAACAUGGUGAGCAAAGGAGAAUAUACACAAACCUAAAUUAAGCUAUGUAGUAUUUUAAUAAAUGCAUGCCGCCAAUAAAAAAAGAAAACUACAGUCACAGUGGCAAAAAAAAUACA